Molecule: messenger RNA, 623 nt
Organism: Zingiber officinale
Lineage: Eukaryota; Viridiplantae; Streptophyta; Magnoliopsida; Zingiberales; Zingiberaceae
Product: zinc finger protein ZAT18-like
Exons: 1
Coding region: 45-623 (192 amino acids)
Source: RefSeq, a predicted model, not a curated record
UCUUCAAACAACAAAUUAAUCUAUUUUUUUUUAGCUUAAGCUACAUGAAGAGAGAUGGAUUUCGAGGAGGAGGGGGAGAGGUUGAGUGCAUCCGAAUGGCAAACGUCUUGAUGCUUCUCUCUCAAGGCGUCGCCGGCGCCGGCGCCGACGAGGGAGGUUGCUUCAUGCAAUUCUGCUGCCGUCCGUCGAAGCCCAAGCCGAAGUCGACGUCGACGUCGACGUCGGGGCGGGUGUUCGAGUGCAAGACGUGCAACCGGCGGUUCCCUUCCUUCCAAGCGCUCGGCAGCCACUGCGCGAGCCACAAGAAGCGGCGCCUGGAGGCGGCCGGCGACCCCCGCGUCCAAGAUGCCCCCGGCAAGAUGAAGGUGCAUGAGUGCUUCAUCUGCGGCCUCGAGUUCUCCGUCGGCCAGGCCUUGGGUGGCCACAUGAGGCGGCACCGGGUGACGGUUGCCGGCACCGUCGUCGAAGGUGGAUUAAUUGUGGCGGGGAAGAAGGCCGGCGGCGAGGAACAUCGGAGAGAGAUGCUGCUGGACUUGAAUCUUCCGCCGUUGGAGAAUGAUCUCAAGCUCGGGUUGGGGUUGGAAAAUCUGGCGGUGCAGGAUAAAACGAUACCCACACACUGA